Dromaius novaehollandiae (emu) is the source of this 1459-nucleotide messenger RNA. RefSeq names its product MRN complex interacting protein (gene MRNIP). Lineage: Eukaryota; Metazoa; Chordata; Aves; Casuariiformes; Dromaiidae. Gene Ontology annotation, molecular function: chromatin binding. Bases 9 to 1319 code for a protein of 436 amino acids. The transcript is spliced from 5 exons. Gene Ontology annotation, biological process: mitotic G2 DNA damage checkpoint signaling. The record is from RefSeq and is a predicted model, not a curated record. Gene Ontology annotation, cellular component: nucleus.
UGGUGGCUAUGAGUGCUCUGCAUGGCAGGGAGCCCUUUGCAGUGGCAAUGGGGGGGCCCUGUGUGGUGGGGGGGCCCUGCCCAGUGGCUGUGGGGAGCCAUGUGCCCCACAUGGUGAGCACCCUGUUCGGUGGCGUCCCUGUGCAGUGUGUACCCCCGUUCGGAGGGUCGCUCUGCGUGGCAGCUGGGCCUGUGCUGGUUGACACAGGCCCCGCCACAGGUAUGAGCUUUAGUUCUUGCCGGCGCUUGAAUGUUAGGUGGGGUGGGGGAGUGCACUGCCUCAUUUCAUGCUGUUUCCUUUUGGCUGCUCCCUCGGCCUUGUUUUCACUAUUUCCACAGGUUUACGGCGAAGGGUCCGGGCUGGACUGUAGGCUCCAUGUCCAAAAAUUAAACUUGCUGCAGGGUGAGGCGGAGGAAGCACUUAGCUGGACAUCUCGGUACACAGAAGAAUCCGUAGACGACAACAAGAAUAUAGCAGUCCAACGUGAAGACAGUUUGGUCCAGCAGGAAGGAAAGGCAGAAGUCAGUCGCUGGAGUAAAUAUCUGGACCAGGGCAAUGAAACUCAGGCAGAUGAGGAGGAGGAAUCGGGAGGUACAGAAAGGCAACAGUUCUGCUCCCGGAGGAAGAACACUGUGGAAGAACAAAGGAAACACCAGAACAGCUUCCCCUACACUGAUGUUCAGGAGUUGUCAGAGGAAAAUGGAGCUUUCCAGGUUGCCUCCCAAGCCAAAAAGCGCAAGCAAUGUUCAGUAGCAGUGCCUAAUCAAGGUGAUGGAGAAGCUGUUUGUGGAGAUAGUAUGAUUCCUGCUCUUUGUGAGUCCUUGGUGUCUGAGGGGAAUACGCAAACCCCAGCUGCUUCUAUCAAGCCCUCAAAGUGGGAAAAAUUUCUCUCAUGUUCUGACAGCUGUAGUGAAAAUGCUGCCAAGGUCACCUUGUCACCACAGGAGGGCAGUAGAAAGGUGGGGCUGCACAGCACCACUGCAGCAGACAUCUUUAUGGCCAGUAGCUAUUCCAAACAGGCUGGAAACUUUCUACCUCCAGGUGUAGGCACUGAGUUUAAAAAGAGCCCUGCUAGUACUGAGCAGCUUGUCUCAGAACUGCCUCGUACUGUGCUGCCUGGCAAUUGCUCAGAUGAUGUGGUGUUCAAAGAACCUCAAGGCCAUUUGAUAAGGGCAGGAAGGUGCCAUGUGACUCGCACUGUAACACCCCUUUGCCCUCCUGCAACUACCUCUGUUAUCUCCAACCCUGGGCUAAAGCCCUCUAGCAUUUCACAUGAACACCUGUUCUGCACAGGUGAUGAGUUUGAUGAUGAUCUCUGAGAAGCUCUGGGAUCUUUGUCCUUGCUUUCCUGUUUGCAUGCCUACAAUUUAUUUUGUACUGUUGAAUACUGAGACUAGGUUUUCCACUCAGGCAUCUAACCCUUUCGGAACUGCACUAUUAAAGUUGUUAAUUUGCUCUA